Messenger RNA from Dentiscutata erythropus, 324 nucleotides. The record is from the annotation of a GenBank genome assembly. Lineage: Eukaryota; Fungi; Glomeromycota; Glomeromycetes; Diversisporales; Gigasporaceae.
AAAAUUCAAGAUCGGAUUGUUCCAUAUUUUAUUAGUGGCCGGCAUCAAGGUGUAUCAAACAUAUAUGUGAGCCAGAAGUAUACACAAACACCUAAAAUUAUUCAUGAGAAUAUUUCGCACUUAGCUUUAUUCUGGGGCUCGGGAUCUAGAGAUGACAUUAGCAGAGUCGUACAUCAAUAUACGGACAAUCCAAAAAAAGCAUCCAAAAUUAUCGAUAAACAUUUACGAGAACGAGAAUUUGAAGUCUUCAAUUUUACCAAACCAGUAGACAACCCUUUAGCAAUUAGACUAGGAUGGGAUGCGCCAUUAGCGUUAGAUGAAUAG